CCGGCGGUGGCCCUGCGUCCUGGGCGCCUGGUGCGCUUCCCCAGCCCUGCCGAGCUGGCCGACAGCAAGCAGCGGCGUUUCACCGAGGAGCUGCUGGGCAGCGCAGGGCUGCAGCUGGAGCAACGCGCCCGCAAGCUCUUUGCCACCCGCCUGAAGAAGUGCAAGGUCUUCUGGGCCCUGUCCCAGCAGCUCGAAGGUGUCAAGGACCCCCCUUCCAACCUGCUUUACCGGGACCAAGAAACCCCCAUCUUUGACUUCAAUGACUUUUGCACAGAGCUGAGAGACUUCCGCAACGGCCAAAGGCAGCGGUCCCCUGACUUCACCAUCUACCUCUGCUUCGGGCAGUCCUUCUCCAAGGCCAAGCCCAAGGAGUCCAAGCUCAUCCUGGUCAAGCUGGUGCCCAAGUUCUGCGAGUACUGGCACGAGCAGGUGCUGCGGGAGGGAGCCUCCUCCCUUGACAGCGGCACCAUCAGCCUGCAGCUCUCCGACUCCUUCAGCCUCUUCGAGCUCAUCGAGCAAUGCAACAUGCAGAUGGACUGA
Molecule: messenger RNA, 540 nt
Organism: Phaethon lepturus (White-tailed tropicbird)
Lineage: Eukaryota; Metazoa; Chordata; Aves; Phaethontiformes; Phaethontidae
Product: interferon regulatory factor 3-like
Exons: 3
Biological process (GO): regulation of transcription by RNA polymerase II; immune system process
Cellular component (GO): nucleus
Molecular function (GO): protein binding; RNA polymerase II cis-regulatory region sequence-specific DNA binding; DNA-binding transcription factor activity, RNA polymerase II-specific
Source: RefSeq, a predicted model, not a curated record